GUGUUCCUGAUGGGAGAAGUGAAGUAAGGUGGACCGGAAGAAGCGACCAAGGGACCAUCACCAUCCUCAUGUCCAAUGGAGGAACUUUUUUUGGACACACUGAGCGUGUCCACCAGGCGCCGCACUAUGACCAGGUUCCCACAGACACUUUAUCCCAUUCGGACUCCUACGACCUGCAGCUUUUGAGAGAGCAGGGAGCGCCUCAUCUGGCUAGGAGCGCAGACCCUCUUCCUGCUCCGCCUCUGCCGGACCAUCCUCCUGUUGGCCCAGAUUUCGAUCGCAGCGGCAGUGAGGGCGACGCCAGUCCAGAAUUGGACCCUGCCAUUGACAUUAAACCAGUUCACCGCUUCAUCCCCAAUUCCUGGAAGAGCUUCUUCAGAGGAAGUGACCGCAGCAGCAAGAAGGCGUGGUCCAUUCCUGCAUCCUCAUCCAACAACAACAACAACAGCACAACCCAAGGUGUGCGCUGUUCCCCCCCACAAUCCCCUUCUCUUCCUGGAUCGUACCGGGACCCACAUGGUGGCUCGGGCAGCAGCUACAAUUCCCGUAAGGAGCUUCUAGGUGGACAGGAUGGGUCCUUGUCAGGGCACACGCACCACACAGGUCUGACCUACAGCGAGCGGGUGGAGGAGUACCACCAGCGCUAUGGCUACAUGAAGUCGUGGGCGGGGCUUUUGAGGAUCCUGGGCUGUGUGGAGCUGCUGCUGGGAGCUGGUGUGUUUGCAUGUGUCUGUGCUUACAUCCACAAAGACAAUGAGUGGUUCAACAUGUUCGGAUACUCGUCCCCCGGAGGGUCUUUUGGAUCUGGGUACUAUGGCGCUGGAAUGGACGGUACCUACUACACUGGCCCUAAGACCCCGUUUGUGUUGGUGGUGGCAGGUCUGGCCUGGCUGGUAACUGUGAUUCUGCUGGUCCUGGGGAUGACCAUGUACUACCGCACUAUCCUGAUGGAUUCCAACUGGUGGCCCCUGACAGAGUUCAUUAUAAACCUGGUCCUGGCGGUGCUCUACAUGACAGCAGCUAUCGUCUACGUUCGAGACACCAAUCGUGGAGGGCUCUGUUUCUACCCGUACUUCAACAACGGCAUCAACGGUAUGUUCUGCCGCGUGGAGGCGGGUCAGAUUGCAGCCAUGGUCUUUCUUUUCGUCACCAUGGUCGUGUAUCUGAUCGGAGCCAUCGUGUGCCUCAAGCUGUGGAGGCACGAAGCUGCACGCAGGUACCGGGAGAGGUACGGUCGACAGCCGUCUGAGAUGCAACCUGUGGUGGUGACAGAUUCUGCUCCAACUCCUAGAAAUCCAGAGCAGGUCCAGGGUUCCUCUGUGGUUCCUAUCCGAGCUCCACCAAAAGCUGUUCCCACAAAGGUUGUGCAGGGAGCAAUACCGUCAGGAUACAUCCCCAAACCGGUCAUCGUCCCCGAUUACAUCGGAAAAUACCCAGUGAUCCAUUCGGACGAGGAGCGGGACCAGUACCGAGCGGUGUUCAACGACCAGUACGCAGAGUACAAAGAGCUGCACUCGGAGGUCCAGGCCACCCUGAGGAAGUUUGAGGAGAUGGACGACAUGAUGCGUGGCCUGCCUCAGCACCCCACCACCCAAACGGAGGUGGAGCGCAUCAACAGAAUCCUGCAGGAGUACCAGAAGAAAAGAAACGACCCGACCUUCCUGGAGAAGAAGGAGCGAUGCGAGUAUCUGAAAAAUAAACUGUCCCACAUCAAACAGAAGAUCCACGAGUAUGACAAAGUCAUGGAGUGGAAGGAUGGCAGCAGCUGAAGCUUUCCACAGGAAGUUCAUCAUAACCACAAAGUGCUGCGUCACACACGCCUUAAUCUUUCCAGCCGUGUGUGUUAG
Nematolebias whitei (Rio pearlfish) is the source of this 1847-nucleotide messenger RNA. It is a transcript of the gene marveld2a, whose product is annotated as MARVEL domain containing 2a. The record is from RefSeq and is a predicted model, not a curated record. Gene Ontology annotation, biological process: bicellular tight junction assembly. Bases 69 to 1769 code for a protein of 566 amino acids. NCBI's taxonomy places the organism in Eukaryota, Metazoa, Chordata, Actinopteri, Cyprinodontiformes, Rivulidae. Gene Ontology annotation, cellular component: cytoplasmic vesicle; bicellular tight junction; apical plasma membrane. The transcript has 8 exons.